AUGAAACAGACUAGUAUCCUGGUUACUGUCGAGCAAAACUGUUCCAAAUGUAAAGAUUCAUUUAUUUGGAGGUCCCAGCCCUCGCCUAUCCUUGGAAGAUAUCCCAUUGGAAAUACUUUGCUGAGCUCCUCUGUAUUGAUGGCAGGAGCAUCCGUACAUCAGUUAUUGUUGGUAUUUCGUCACCUUGGGUAAAAGGUCCACUCUGCCCGAACUUUCUUCAGGCACCACAAAUUGUUCCUCUUCCCUGUAAUCCUUCAUAACUGGGAAACAUAUCGCGGCAACCUUGUUAGCAAGAUCAAGCAACUAAAAGAUGUGGAAUAG
Messenger RNA from Porites lobata, 321 nucleotides. NCBI's taxonomy places the organism in Eukaryota, Metazoa, Cnidaria, Anthozoa, Scleractinia, Poritidae. The record is from the annotation of a GenBank genome assembly.